UUUUUUAAGCGAAAACACAAGCAACAUCCUGUUCAACUCUUCAUGAUUUCUCUGAAGAGGAAUUGAAUAAAAUACCACGAUGCGUACGUAUGGUUCGCUUAGUGCGUACUGGUUCGAGACUAGGAAUGGAUAUAGUUGGUGGUUUGGGCGGAGAAAUAGAUGGAAACUGCGUUGAAGAUGACACUUGUGGCGUAUUUGUAUCUGGUGUGUCAACGGAAGGAGCAGCUUACGGAUUAUUGCACAGAGGUGAUAGAAUACUCAGUGUUAAUGGCCGUGAUCUGACUCGAGCGACGCACGAACAAGCAGCAGCAGCGUUAAAGUAUUCGGGGAGCGCCGUUACUAUCGCAGCUCAGUAUCAGCCGGAACAAUACGAGAGGUUGCGCGCACGCAUACGAGCAAUUAACGCCACGGCAAUGUCGCCACAUUCCUACACACGCACUCAUAUACCUGUGAGGCCGGAUGUCCAUGCUGCUUACCCAAGGUAGCAACAAUUAUUAAUUUUAUAAGGAUAUAUUAUACUUGAUUAGAUAGUCGCCAUAAUGUGGAAUUUGUAACUUCACAAACUAUUCCGAUGUAACUCAGUACCCCACGUAGCGUUCGGACAAAACACAACGUUGAAACGUGGUUAAUCUGGUAAAAGUGUUAAGUGUUCCUGUGGGGACUGUUGAAAAUGUUUGAACAUUUGAUUCUGUCCCGAUAGCAAUCAAUGACGUAAGCACAUUGAUUUUACCUAUAUGUCUAUUUUAAUUAUAAAUAAAUCUAUUACUUGAGAAGACCAUUAAAAUAAUGUUAAAUAAAUGAACUUGUAAUCACAUUUUAUGUAAAUAGUAUGUGCUAUUGCUUCAAUACGUCAUUCGGAUUUGCUUUCACAAAUCAAUGAAAAAAUUAUACAUAUAAUUUAAAAUUGUUUUUUUUUCAGAUGUGUAUUUUAAAUCAUUUUAUUAUAAGUAUUACUUAUCAAGUAACGGUAAUUACUAAAAUAGUCCUUUGAGAAUAUAUGCUACACAAUAUAAUAAAUCACAAAACUGUUUAAACUAAGGCCCCGAUUGAUGAAAAUAUUAUUGAAAUAUAACAAAACUCUUGCCAUAUCAUAUAUUGACUACACUUACAAUAGUAUACGUUAUAUCUUUCCAAUAUAUAUUUUGUUUUCUUUUUUGGUGUUAUGCUGACUUUAAAAUAGGUAAAUUAUUUGCCGCUGUGUUUUACUUAUAUUUUUGUACAUUUAUCAUAUAAAUU
This is a messenger RNA of Danaus plexippus (monarch butterfly), 1236 nucleotides long. RefSeq names its product disks large homolog 4-like. The coding region runs from base 90 to 485 and encodes 131 amino acids. Gene Ontology annotation, molecular function: protein binding. Gene Ontology annotation, cellular component: neuromuscular junction; postsynaptic density membrane; neuron projection. Gene Ontology annotation, biological process: chemical synaptic transmission. The transcript is spliced from 4 exons. Lineage: Eukaryota; Metazoa; Arthropoda; Insecta; Lepidoptera; Nymphalidae. The record is from RefSeq and is a predicted model, not a curated record.